Salpingoeca rosetta is the source of this 2919-nucleotide messenger RNA. RefSeq names its product ATPase. Gene Ontology annotation, molecular function: ATP binding; P-type sodium:potassium-exchanging transporter activity; ATP hydrolysis activity. Gene Ontology annotation, biological process: intracellular sodium ion homeostasis; intracellular potassium ion homeostasis; proton transmembrane transport. The transcript has 14 exons. The record is from RefSeq and is a predicted model, not a curated record. NCBI's taxonomy places the organism in Eukaryota, Choanoflagellata, Craspedida, Salpingoecidae. Gene Ontology annotation, cellular component: membrane. Bases 223 to 2919 code for a protein of 898 amino acids.
GGCCAAUGAAGAUUGUGCAGAAGCAAGCAGUGGCGAAAACACCGAUGAUGAUGCAACCGCCCAACGACCCGUUCUUGCUUCAUCCUGAGCAUAGGAUGGUGUGCCUCGACAACGAUGUGUGCUUCACAUCAUUCGUUCUCACAUUUCACGUCUCACUGCGGCAAGCAGAAGCACGACUUGCCUGUCGCCUACCCCAGCCAAGGCUAGAGCUGCACAACAACCAUGACAGACCAACACGACAAUGCAAGCACCAACGGUGGGCAGCCGCCAUCAGUGCACAUCCACGACGAGAGCGUGGACAUGCGGACGGACAGCUACAGGCUCGCCAUGACGCAUGCACAGGAGCCGUCGUUUCCGGUGCCACACAUCAUCGCGGAAGACCCGUCACAGCGCCGGAAAAGAAAGAAAAAGAAGCGCCUGCAGCAAGGACGCUCCACAGAAUCACAGAGCCCUGAUGGCAGCCAAGAUUCGGACCAGGAAACCAGCCUCGCCCAAUCCAGCCCAGGCCUGCUGAAAGUCCCUCAGGAUGAUUCUGUUGAAUCCACGCAGGCGCGAGCGCUCACGGCCAGCCAGCGCAGUGCCCAGAUGAAAAAGUCCCUCCAACGCAGCUUACUGCGAUCAACAGCGUUGGAGAAGAAGAAGCGAAAGCAGAAAGGCAAGCCGGACCUAGAGGAUCUGAAGCGGGAAGUGGUGAUGGAUGAUCACGCCAUCCCGCUGCACGAACUUCAGAGGCGCCUCGGCAUCACCGACGUCUCGCAGGGCCUCUCCACGGAGCAGGUGGAGGCCAUUCGGGGCAGGGAGGGCCUGAACGUGCUCAGCCCGCCGCCAACAACGCUGGAGUGGAUCAAGUUCCUUCGCCAGAUGGUGGGCGGGUUUGCCACGCUGCUGUGGAUUGGCGCCAUCCUGUGCUUCAUCGCAUACGGGAUCCAGGUGUCGCAGGCGGACCCCGGCGUCCGCGUGCCAGCAGACAACCUGUACCUGGGCAUUGUCCUCGCUGUCGUCGUGUUUGUGACGGGCUGCUUCUCGUACAUGCAGGAGCGGCGCGCUGCGGACGUGAUGAAGAGUUUCAUCAAGCUGCAGCCGCAGAAAUCCCGCGUGCACCGCAACGGGAAGUUGGAGGUGCUCAAUGCGGAGGAGCUGGUGCGCGGCGACGUCGUCGAAGUCAAGGCCGGCGACCGCAUCCCGGCCGACCUGCGCAUCAUCGACGAGCACGGCCUCAAGGUUGACAACUCGUCCCUCACUGGCGAGGCGGAGCCGCAGUCACGAUCAGCGGAAUGCACGAGCGACACCCCGCUCGAAACGAAGAACAUUGCCUUCUUCUCCACCAACGCCGUGGAGGGCGCGGGCACGGGGAUUGUUAUUCGAUGCGGAGAUAACACCGUCCUCGGCCGCAUCGCCGGUCUCGCCAGCGGCGUCGACUCGGGCGAUACGCCCAUUGCCCGCGAAAUUCAGCACUUUAUCAACAUCAUCAGUACCGUUGCUGUGUUCCUCGGCAUCACCUUCUUCGCAGUUUCACUCGGCACCGGUUACUUCUGGCUCGACUCUGUAAUCUUCCUCAUUGGCAUCAUUGUUGCAAACGUGCCGGAGGGUCUGCUCGCCACGGUGACGGUGUGCCUGACGCUGACGGCGAAGAAGAUGGCGACGAAGAACUGCCUCGUGAAGCAUCUGGAGGCUGUGGAGACGCUCGGCUCCACCUCCACCAUCUGCUCCGACAAGACAGGCACCCUGACGCAGAACAACAUGACGGUGGCGCACGUGUGCUUUGAUCAGCAGAUUCGCGAGGUCAACACCGACCCAGAUGUGGAGAAGGACCUUCCCUUUGCAGUCAACACAAGCUUUCGCGCGCUCUUCCGCGUCGCCGUCCUCUGCAACAAGGCGCGCUUCCGUGCGGGCAACGGCCCCAACAAGACCGACAGCACAAAACACCACAGGAACGGCGACGCAAAUUCGGACCUCCCCAUCCUACUGCGAAGCACCGUCGGUGACGCUUCAGAAUGCGCCAUCUUCAAGUUCACGGAGCGCUGCGCACAGACGGUGCUGGAUGACCCCGUGCUCACGGACGAGUCAAUUGUUGUGGCUGAGAGAAAGAAAUACCCAAUUGUUGCUGAAAUCCCAUUCAACUCAAAGAACAAGUACCAGGUUUCGGUGCACACAACCCCAGACAACGACCCCCGCUAUCUCCUCGUCAUGAAGGGAGCGCCGGAGCGGAUUUUCGUGCGCUGCUCCCACAUUUACCGCAACGGCAACAUCGAGCCUCUCACAGAUGACGACCGCCGCACGUUCGAUGCAAACUGCCUACAACUCGGCAAGUAUGGCGAGCGUGUGCUAGGAUUCGCAACACUGCGUCUUCCACUGGAGACAUAUCCGACAGGAUUUGACUUUGGCAAGCAAUCGGAGAACGUUCCGCUGGACGAUCUCGUGUAUUGCGGUCUUCUUGCCCUCAUCGACCCCCCGCGUCCAACCGUGCCCGCCGCUGUCGCAAAGUGUAGAUCAGCAGGCAUCAAGGUCAUCAUGGUCACUGGCGACCACCCCAUCACGGCGCAGGCCAUUGCAAAGCAAGUUGGCAUCAUCCACUCCGAGAAAACUGCUGAUGACAUUGCAGAAGAGCGGGGAGUGGAUGUGUCAUCCGUCGACCCUGCAGAGGCGGGUGCCAUCGUCAUCAAGGUGCGCGUGAUCUCCGUGAGAAAUUGGAUUGACCACAUGCACGCGCACUGCAGGGAGGUGCUCAUCUAUCGUCUACUGACUCCAUCGACCACUGGGACACAAAACGCGCUGACGCUCCUACAUUCGCUUUCUCACACAUUCACACACAUAUGCCUGCUGCUUGUAUUGUGCUGUCCCUGCCCAUACCUGCUUCCCCAACUGCUCGUGGUUGCAGGACGGGUCGGAGCUGGCCCGCAUGAGCGCGGCCGACCUUGA